Molecule: messenger RNA, 1854 nt
Organism: Pseudozyma flocculosa PF-1
Lineage: Eukaryota; Fungi; Basidiomycota; Ustilaginomycetes; Ustilaginales; Ustilaginaceae
Exons: 3
Coding region: 1-1854 (617 amino acids)
Biological process (GO): nucleoside transmembrane transport
Cellular component (GO): plasma membrane; fungal-type vacuole membrane
Molecular function (GO): nucleobase transmembrane transporter activity; nicotinamide riboside transmembrane transporter activity
Source: RefSeq, a predicted model, not a curated record
AUGGCAAAGUCGGCCUCGGCGCAAGGAUACGCCCCUUUGGCAACCACAGAAUCGCACGACUUCGAUUGCCCAGAUGCUCGCCACACCGGCAGCGGUCAAGCCUUUCGCCGCCCCUAUACAGACAGCCGGGGCGACGGCGACGGCGACAGCGAGGACGACGAUGCGCUAGCGCCAUACCACCUCGACCGGCACGGGGACUCACCCUCGCCACAGCCGCUCAUCAAGAAUGGCGUACACGGCUCCCUCGCCUGGCAUCGCAUGCGCCCGCGCCAAAAGGCCGCCGUCUUUGCCGUCUUCGGCCUGCUCGGCGGUGGCAUGCUCCUCCCCUUCAACGCAAUCAUCACUCCCGCCGAGUACUUCCGCUCGUCGUUCGCGAGUACACAGUACGCCACCACCUUCAGCAGCUGGAUCGUCGUGUCCUACAACGUCGUCAGCAUCCUCUUUGGUCUCCACGCCACCGCGACUGGUGGUUUCGAACGCUCGAGUCCCCGGAGGAGGAUCAUCGCCUCAUCGCUCGCCAUCAUGCUCGCCCUCGUCUGCUUCAUCAUCUCCACCAUGGUCAACCUCUACUCGGACGCGGCGACCGUGCACACCAACCCGACCGCCUAUUUCUACCUCGUCAUCGCCCUCGGCAGCCUGUUGUCGGCUGCCACCGCCUACAUGCAAAACGCCGUCGUUGCUCUCAGCACCGCCUUCGGCGCGGGGGGCCGCUUCAUGGGCAUCAUGCUCACCGGUCAGGGCCUCGUUGGACUUGGCAUCAGCCUCGUCGGCAUCGUAUCGGCCUGGUCCCAGUCGUCGGCCGAAGACCGCAGCCUAUCGCCACCGCUCCUCGAUUCCCCCAUUGGCCCACUCAAUCCUGCCGAGCAAGAGGCCAACGAGAUCGCCCGUGCCGCCACCGUCUUCUUCACAAUGUCGCUUGCCUUCAUGGCCGUCGUGGUGGCCGCCUUUGUCUGGCUCGGGCGUUCCGAGCUGUACGCCCAGGUCAUGGCCAAGGAGGUGGCCAGCAUCCAAAGGGUCGACACCGACCCGCCUUCCGACGCGCUGGACUCGGCCGACCUCGCCGAGCAUGGCAUGACGCAGAGCUUUCACUCGGAGCGCUCUGUCUCGCACCCGCACUACGCCUCGAUGCUCAAGAGCUUCCCGGGCUUCCACCGCCUUUCUGCCGAGACGCGCAGCUCGCUGCUGCGCCUCGCUGCCGUCCAGUCCAAGGCAGCGUGGGACUGCUUCGCGGUUGCCUUCAUCUUCACCGUCACCCUCUCGCUCUUUCCCGCCCUUACCUCGGCAGUCCAGAGCGUCUACUCUCCCACGUCGAUCGAGGGCGGAGGCGGCCGACCUCACCGCCACGUCGCACUGGAUCUGACGUCGCCGCAGAUCUUUGUGCCGUUCCACUUUUUCCUCUACAACCUCUCGGACCUCGCCGGGAGGACGCUGCCGAGCGUGGCACCACAGACGCUGCUGCGCAAGACCCGGGCGCUGGUGGGUGCGUCGCUGGCAAGGGUGGUUUUCGUGCCCGUCUUUCUGGCCUGCCACGUCGUCUCGGGCUCGAGGCGCACGGGCCCCAUCUCGAGCGACGAGGGCGGCCGUGGCGGCGGCGGUGACGCUGCACCGCCGCUAGGCCCGCUGCAGUCGCUGAUGCAGUCGAGCGAUGCGCCCUUUUUCAUCGCGAUGCUCCUGUUCGGGCUGACGAACGGCUUCGUGAGCACGUGCAUCAUGAUUUCGGGCCCGUCGCGGAGCAGCCUGCGCAACUCAAAGGGGUCGAGCGAGGCGCCGCUGGCCGCCGCGCUGCUCUCGUUCUGGCUCUGCGUCGGUCUCGCCGUCGGCAGCGGGCUGAGCUUCUGGACAGUGCCGCAGUGA